Molecule: messenger RNA, 3671 nt
Organism: Vombatus ursinus (common wombat)
Lineage: Eukaryota; Metazoa; Chordata; Mammalia; Diprotodontia; Vombatidae
Gene: AHR
Product: aryl hydrocarbon receptor
Exons: 11
Coding region: 15-2831 (938 amino acids)
Biological process (GO): regulation of transcription by RNA polymerase II
Cellular component (GO): nucleus; aryl hydrocarbon receptor complex
Molecular function (GO): nuclear receptor activity; protein dimerization activity; transcription cis-regulatory region binding
Source: RefSeq, a predicted model, not a curated record
CGGGGCCCGCCGCCAUGAGCGGCGCGGGCGGCUCCCACAUCACCUACGCCAGCCGCAAGCGGAGGAAGCCGGUGCAGAAAACAGUAAAGCCAGUGCCAUUGGAAGGAGUCAAGUCCAACCCGUCCAAGAGACACCGCGACCGGCUGAACACAGAGCUGGACCGGCUGGCCAGCCUGCUGCCUUUCCCCCAAGAUGUCAUCUCCAAGCUGGACAAGCUGUCUGUGCUCAGACUCAGCGUCAGCUACCUGCGAGCUAAGAGCUUCUUUGAUGCUGCACUAAAGUCUUCCCCAGCUGACCCGAAUGGAAGUCGGGAGAACAGCAGAGGCCAACUGCAGGACAGCCUGCGCCUACAGGAAGGGGAACUCCUGCUACAGGCACUCAGUGGCUUUGUGCUGGUGGUCACCAAAGAUGCCCUGGUCUUUUACGCCUCUUCUACAAUCCAGGACUACCUGGGGUUCCAGCAGUCUGACGUCAUCCAUCAGAGCGUGUUUGAGCUCAUCCACACCGAAGACAGAGCGGAAUUCCAGCGUCAGCUGCACUGGACGUUGAAGCCAGGCCAGGCUGCAGACUCAGCACCCCAAGGACAAGAAGGCCAUGGCCUGAACCAGACCUCAGGCUUUUAUAACCCAGAGCAGCUUCCUCCCGAAAACUCCCCUUUCUUGGAGAGGUGCUUCAUCUGCCGCCUCCGAUGUCUCUUGGAUAACUCAUCUGGCUUCUUGGCCAUGAACUUUCAAGGACGGCUCAAACUCCUUCACGGCCAGAACAAGAAGGCCAAAGAUGGGAGUUCCCUGGCCCCUCAACUGGCUCUGUUUGCAGUGGCCACACCGUUGCAGCCUCCGUCCAUCCUGGAAAUCCGGACCAAGAACUUCAUCUUCAGAACCAAACACAAACUAGACUUCACUCCUACAGGCUGUGAUGCCAAAGGAAGACUUGUUUUAGGGUACACCGAGGCAGAGUUAUGCAUGAGGGGAUCUGGGUACCAGUUUGUCCAUGCUGCUGAUAUGCUGUACUGUGCGGAUAAUCAUCUCCGAAUGAUUAAAACCGGAGAAAGUGGCAUGACAGUGUUUAGGCUUCUCACCAAGGAGAAUCGCUGGACCUGGGUUCAGUCGAAUGCACGUUUGGUGUAUAAGAAUGGAAGACCAGAUUAUAUCAUUGCAACACAAAGACCACUCACCGAUGAAGAAGGAAUGGAACACUUAGAGAAACGCAACACGAAGCUGCCUUUCAUGUUUGCCACGGGAGAGGCCGUGUUGUAUGAGGUCACCUUCUCCUUCCCUGCGCUGAUGGACCCCACGCUGGUGAGAACAAAAGGACCUGGGACUGGGAAAGACGGCGCCUCCAGACACCCUCAGAGCCAAGAAUCGUUUCACCCCAGCUCGCUUCUGGGCGCCAUGCUGCAGCAAGACGAGUCUGUGUACCUGUGUCCCCCCGCGCCUCAAGCUGCGCCCCUGCAGAGGGGCUUCGGCACUGAGACGGUAGAGGACCUGAGCAGGAUCGUGAGCGGGGACUGGCAGGAGAGCCUCGUGCCCUUGGGGGGCGAGGACGUGCUGCAGCAGGAGCAGAUGCAGCUUUCUCACGAAGCCAGCUUGGAUCACACAGGCCCCUUCCCCGACAGCAGAAACAGUGAAUUGCAUGGCAUCAUGAGAAGCCUGGGCAUCGAUUUUGAAGAUAUCAGGCACAUGCAACAGGAGGAGUUUUUCAGAACUGACCUUUCUGGUGGGGACGACAUCCGAGACAUUGAUCUGACAGAUGAAAUCCUGACCUAUGUGCAGACUUCCUUAAACAAGUCCACCUUCUCCCAUUCAGGUCCCCAGCCCCAGCCUCCCCUGCAUCCCCAGCCUCCCCUGCAGCAGCAAUACCCUCGGCAGUCCCAGCCUCCCCUGCAUCCCCAGCCUCCCCUGCAGCAGCAGUACCCUCGGCAGUCCCAGCCUCCCCUGCAUCCCCAGCCUCCCCUGCAGCAGCAGUACCCUCGGCAGUCCCAGCCUCCCCUGCAGCAGCAAUACCCUCGGCAGUCCCAGCCUCCCCUGCAGCAGCAAUACCCUCGGCAGUCCCAGCCUCCCCUGCAUCCCCAGCCUUCCCUGCAGCCCCAGCCUCCCCUGCAGCCCCAGCCUCCCCUGCAGCAGCUGCCGCAGGGGGUCCCUCACGUCCCCAGCUCCAGCUGCAUGGUCCAAGAACAGUUGGAGCAGCAGCGGCGGCAGCAGCAACAGCAUCUUUGUCAGAAGAUGAAGCACCUGCAGGUGGGCGGGGUGUUGGCCAGCUGGAGGCCGGGCGACCCCGAGCCCUUCCCUUGUUCCCAGCCAGAGACACAGUCCUAUGACCUCUUUCCCGAUCCUGAGUUCCCGUACAAGUCUGAAUUCAGCACUCUGCCCUAUGCCCAGGGCUUGCUGUCCUGCUCCCAGGCUCUGUUCCCCCAGCCGUCCACCCUGAGCCACUUAGACUUUCCCAUAGGAAGUUUUGAACGGUCACCAUACCCAAUGUCUCCCUUAGGAGACUUUGCUGGCUGUUUACCACAAACCCCAGAAAACGCAGGGUAUGGGGGCCAUUCGCAGCCCACCCUGGCCGCCCCUCCAGCGUGUUAUGCGGGGGCUGUCUCGAUGUUUCAAUGCCAGCCCGAAGGCCAGGCCUCCAGCGAGGGUGCCAUGCAGUACAACCCCAUGGCCUCCAGUCAGAACACGUUGUUAGACAAGUUUCAGAAUGGUUUAAAUGGAGACAUUUUAAAUGAAACCUACCCAGCUCAAUUAGACGGCCUGAACGACCCUCAGGCUGCUGCCUGUCUCCACCAAGCAGAAGCCAGACCCUUCCCGGACUUACCAUCCAGUGGGUUCCUAUGAUGCCUGCCCCGGCCUGCUCACCUGGCCAGGUAGAUACUGCUUGUAAAGAUCGAGAGGAGCCUCAGGCAGGGACACUGCCAGAAACAACCAGACCAGGAGAAGCAUCCAGCACUUAUCCAUCCAGAACAAUGCUCUGCCCAGACUGGACCGUGGGGCAGACGGCCCCUGAGACACUGACUCAGGAAGCCCAUGGGAGCAUCUGUAGGCAGAGCUGGGAGGGAACUCCCCCUCCUCCUCCCAUGGGCCGCAGCCCCACAGGGCCGGGCCCUUCUCCUUCCAGCUCUGACUUCGGCCGCUGCUCUCCGUGCGGUCGUCAGCUGCUCCUGGGCAGGAGGUUUGGGCUGUGGGGGUCCAGCCUGGAGAGUCCUGCCCCGGCCCCAGCGGGGUGCAUGCCUCCUCCACGGCCACCCAAGUGCCUCUGGGAGCGCAGGGAUUUUUGAUAGUAAAGACCAUUUCCUUUUGAAUAAUUGCAUGGAUUUCAGCCUCUCCCUACUUCAUUCUGUCAUUUGGACUUUCAAAAAGUACACUCUCGGUGCAGCUCUAUUUUACCUGUGGUCGUCUUCCCUGCUUUUCUUCAGGUAAUAGAAGGUUAAACGAAAAUAUUUAUUUAAAAGAAAAUAAUUGAUUAUCUUGCUGUUUACUUUGAGACUUUAAAUGUUUGCAACGUGCCUUAUCUUUUAUUGAAAUACAGUCCUCUUCAGAAACAAAACUCAUCUUUUCUUUCCAAAUAAUAGUCAUGAAAUUUAUAUUAAAAGAGUAACACUUAUGGGGCAGCUAGGUGGCACAGUGGAUAGAGCGCCAGCCUUGGAGUCAGGAGGACCUGAGUUCAAAUGUGGCCUC